GCAAUUUUUCCUUUCACAAAGACCUUGUUUGCAACUGUUAUCAAACCUCUGCAUCGGGAACUAGCGCUCGAUUUGAAAGCUCAGGGUCAUGGUGCCAAAGGAGACAACAUCUACGAAUUUCAGAUUGAGUUCCUAGAACCGGUUGAGCCUAAACCUAUAUGCAGGGUGACUCAAAGGCAGCUGAACAUCACUGUGCAGAAAAAAGAGAGUAACUGGUGGGAGAGACUCACCAAGCAAGAGAAGCGCCCGCUCUUCCUAGCUCCUGACUUCGACCGCUGGUUAGAUGAAUCAGAUGCUGAAAUGGAAAUGAAGGAGAAGGAAGAAGAAAAGAUUAACAAAGUGAAAAUAGAAUCCAGAGUCCCAAAAGACCCUUUCAAACACCUGAAGAAGGGAUACUUAAUCAUGUAUAAUCUUGUACAGUUUUUGGGAUUCUCUUGGAUUUUUGUGAACAUGACAGUACGACUGUUCAUCCUGGGAAAAGAUUCCUUCUAUGAUACAUUUCACAGUAUUGCUGACAUGAUGUAUUUCUGUCAGACCCUGGCAUUAAUGGAGAUCAUGAAUUCACUAAUAGGAUUAGUCAGAUCACCGCUGAUACCUGCUGUAGUGCAGGUAUUUGGAAGAAACUUUAUUUUGUUUGUUGUCAUCGGAAGCUUAGAGGAAAUGCAGAGCAAACCUGUGGUGUUCUUCGUAUUUUAUUUCUGGAGUAUUGCUGAGCUGUUCAGGUAUCCAUAUUACAUGCUUUCAUGCAUCGGCAUUGAAUGGAAACCACUAACCUGGCUCCGAUACACUACCUGGAUCCCUCUCUAUCCCUUAGGAGGCUUGGCAGAAGCUGUCUGUGUCGUUCAAUCCAUUCCAAUCUUCAGUGAAACAGGGAAAUUUAGUCUGGGAUUGCCAAAUCCACUGAACGUCACAAUCCAGUUUUCAUUUUUGCUUCAAAUAUACCUUAUAGCCUUGUUUUUAGGGGUAUUUGUAAACUUCCGUCAUCUGUACAAGCAAAGGAAACAGCACCUUGGACCAAAGAAGAGAAAGAUGAAGUAAAGGAGGACUGCAAUGCUUUCUUAUCUAACUUAUCUCAAUGACAAGAUAAGCCUCUAAUUCUUACGGUUUUACCCACUGUAAUGUAAAGAAUUUUGUAAAAUUAAAUGAUCACACUAGAUCUCAUGAUUUCAUAGUGAAUUCAGGUAACUUUCCCAUAUCCUGUAUUUUGUUCCCUUUCUAUCAUGUAUGCAUGGCAUUUACCACUGAACUAACAUUUAAAUGUGUAUCCUGUCAACUACCAUGUUAGAAAGAAAUCCUAUUAUCUGCAUAUAAUAUGCUUAUAAACAGUGGAGCAGCACUAAAUAGAAAUAGUGUUUAUCUUUUAAUUGUAUAUUUGCUCUUUCAAUAUUGGAUGCAGAUAGGGCUUCUGAUGUGGGGAUAUAUUAUUAGCUGGCCUGUGCUGUUCCUAGGGUGCAGUCUGAGACCACUGAACAGUGGUUGGGUGUUUAACGGUUAGGGUCAACUUGCUCAGCACAUACCCCUUCUCUUCUGCAGCAUACUGGUGCUGCAGAAUUCAAACUGGAAGUUGCUAGAGUUGACUUAAAUGCUACCAACUUCAGUCUGUUUAGCCUUAACAGAAUAGGAGCGCUAUGUGGAUCUUAGAAUUAGCAAUACAUCCUUAUCCAGUCAUUAGGGAAAAAAAGCUGCCACUCUGUGACACAGUCAGAAACACUUUCCUGAUCGGUAAUGCAAGCACUGAAACAGAACAGAACAAGGAAACAGAGGUACCAGCUUUCUCCUAGCCUGUGAAUAAACCCCAGCAGAACUCCAUCCCACCCAUGCAAAGCAAAAAUGUGAAACUGUCAUGGGAGACUGGGGCUCCUCUGAUCAUUCCUGGCAGAGCUGUAGCUCCUGUAUUUAGAGCCUUCAGAAAGGCCGUAAAGAUUGCUUUUCUACUUAAACUUAGGGGUGCAGCUGAGAAUUUGGUGUAUAUGCUUUGUUGGCUGGCCUCUGGUGGGAUGGAGUAGUAAAUCAAAUAAACGGUGUAUUAUUUUGAUAGCAUGUAUCUCAGUAAGGGAGAUCCCACACAAGGUCUGAAGGGACCCUUUCCUCUGCGCUUGCUUUAAACAGCAGCAACAACAGAAAAAGAGAAGCUCCUCCCCACGUUCUAGGUCAUCUACUCUCUCACCUGGAAACCUUUGCUUCAGUUGGCUUAAAUUCAAUGCAGCCUUCUUCACACCUAGCCUCCUGUAGUUAAUUCCAGAUCCCUCUGGCCUCCUUAAUCCAGUAUGGAAAAUGUACAAAAAGUUUGCUCUAAACCAUAUUGUGAUUACAAACAGGUUGCUUCACAACUGCCACCGCCCCCAGGGCAAUGCAAAGCAAUGCCAGCAAUCCAGCACUGGCACUGAAGUGGAGAUCAGCUUAGUGCCAUGUUGUUAUUAUCAUCUUUUUCUACUGUAAAACAAUAUGAACCCUCCAGAAAAUUAUUUUCUAUAUUAAAGAUAACAGCUUACUGCUUGUGAUAUAGACCCAGUGAUUGUUACACUAAAGAAGAGGAAAUACGAGAUUUUAACAAAGAAACACACUGCAUUUCACAAAUUGUAUUCUCUCACCAAGAGGCCUAAUACAACUUUUCUUUAGGGAUACUUGAGACUCCCCCUCAGAGGAGAGUGCAGCUUCACUCAAGGAGAGUUACUUACACACUUAAUAUUUCACUUAGCCCAUACUGUAUCUAUGUUUGAAGUAUGUCAAAGGAUUGAAUUAGCUGAGUAAUGGAACAGCAAGGAUCACUUUCAUACUUUAAUUUCUCCACUGGGCAUUUAAACUUCUGUUUUGAAAUCCGUAUGUAUUCAUACAUUGUAUUUCUCGGUGAAACUGUGGUACCUAGUGCAAGCUGUCAUGGAUCUUACACUACUGAAUUUUAGUCCUUCAGAAAGAAUAUGUUUAUAUUAAUAAAGAUUUACAA
This is a messenger RNA of Athene cunicularia (burrowing owl), 2944 nucleotides long. RefSeq names its product 3-hydroxyacyl-CoA dehydratase 3 (gene HACD3). Gene Ontology annotation, biological process: sphingolipid biosynthetic process; fatty acid elongation; very long-chain fatty acid biosynthetic process. Bases 301 to 1038 code for a protein of 245 amino acids. NCBI's taxonomy places the organism in Eukaryota, Metazoa, Chordata, Aves, Strigiformes, Strigidae. The transcript has 10 exons. Gene Ontology annotation, molecular function: 3-hydroxyacyl-CoA dehydratase activity. Gene Ontology annotation, cellular component: endoplasmic reticulum membrane. The record is from RefSeq and is a predicted model, not a curated record.